Phyllopteryx taeniolatus (common seadragon) is the source of this 5413-nucleotide messenger RNA. Its product is annotated as PDZ domain-containing protein 4. NCBI's taxonomy places the organism in Eukaryota, Metazoa, Chordata, Actinopteri, Syngnathiformes, Syngnathidae. The transcript has 7 exons. The record is from RefSeq and is a predicted model, not a curated record. The coding region runs from base 1948 to 4503 and encodes 851 amino acids. Gene Ontology annotation, molecular function: protein binding.
AAGCAGCUUCAGGAGCAGCUCAGUGCCGCGUACUGAUGGGCAGACUCUCAUCAGCCGGGGAACAGACGCCUAUUGUGUUCCCCCGCUGCAGUGGGGGGCGGCAUUUACCGUCGUGCCCGAGGGGAGAAGCCGAGAAGUAUCCUCCAAUCAGCCGAGGAUGAUUUCUCUCCUCCUGUGAGGCUGCUGAUGCAGAUUCAUGCCUGAUAUAUUGGGAUGCUGGUCAUGCUUUUUAUUUAUUUGCACCAACAGGCUCCUGUGGAUUUGUCACAUGGACUGAGCAGCAGAGGAAACGAUGACUAAAAUGGACUUGCUUCUGCAAACUGAAGGCGGGCUAACAGAUGCACAAAUGCUUGCCGAGGACAUGCUCUUCUCCUUAAAGUCAGAAUUUUAAAGUUUUUUUUUUCUUUUGUUGGACUCCAGUUGUCAUUAAUUGUAAUUGUUUGUUAAGUUGCAGAGAGAUGGCUCGUCUGUCACUUGUUCAUGCCGUCACUUCGACUCAAGUUGUUACGUUCCUCUUGGAGGUGCAUUGAGUAUUUUCUGCACACUUUGCAUGCGUGCGUCUGAGGUGUCAGGGUUCAGGAUUACGCCACCUCUGGAACGGAUAAAGGUGUAGCCGAGUCUUGAUCGAGGAUUAGCUGCUCUAAUAGCUUGUCGCCGGCAGCCUGCGGAGCCGUGGACGCCUCACACACGGUUCAAGCCGCGACUGCAUUGACACUUGGUGGAGGGGGGAUUGUAGAUAAAAGGUGAAAGCAACAUGAAUGGACUUUGAGGGCAGGAACAAGGGCUGCAAGACAGCAGGGAAAGUUAAAUUGAGCUCACGCUGCCUUUUAUCCGAGUUCUCCUUGUAGGAUGCAGGGAAAGAGUGUUGAAUGAACACAGAGCAUAGAAUGAAACAUUGACGACACUUCACUGGACGUCUCUCAUAAUUCAGCAGCACAAAAUCCAAUCAGUCGGUGUGAAGAUAUUGAUUCCUCUGCCCAGGCAGGAUAGUCUGUUGUCUCAUCACUCAGCUCAAGAGGUCACUCGUGUCAUUUUAGGUUCACCCUCAAGCAGUUGCUGAUCUGAAUUAGUUUUCAUCAGAUCUGACAACAGAUCAGAUUAAUAUGCAGUAUAUAUUGCAAUUUUCUGUGUUCAGUAAGAGGUUGUGCAUGUUUGUUUGUUCUCAUAUUUGGAGAAUAUGUUUUCGGGGCAUGAGGACUUAGAGUGUAACCGGGAAAAUAGUAUGUAGUGGUCAGCCUCAGAUUCAUUCUCCAUUUGUUGCGUUUCCUCCUUCUGAAAGUUAAGAAUAUUCCAAGGGAAGUGUGGGGGGAAAACCAAGCACGCUAACUCCCCAGCCAGCCACACCUAAACAACAACUCCAGGAGCCUUGAGACGUGCGUGGCAAAAAUGUGCUGCGAAACAGAACUGAUGCAGCUUGCUUGAGAGCAAAUCAAGUUUCGCUCUUCUAGUGCACACACCUGGCAGACAGCAAGGGGAGCACAACUGGGCUGACUACUGGGACAACUUACUUUGUCCUUUUGUUUUUCUACUACAAAAAGACCAAACAAAGAGCACAACAAGCGUACUGUCAGAUCCGUUUUGUCAAGACAAUCGAUGGGAAUACGUGUGUCUGAAAUAAGCACAAACUUAAAAAAAAAAAAAAAAACAGACAAACAGAACAUUACCCCAACAAUGGACUUAAAUGAGUGACAUUCUUUGCCUGAAGAACAAAUCUUCUACGCUUAAGUGUCUGGAACGAAUAGGAGCUUAGAAAACUGUUCCUGACAGGGAUGUUGGAUUGCGUGUGGUGCUGAGGAAGAGGAAGGAGGGGAGUGUUACAUACCACAACCCUGCAAGGGAGGGUCUGGUCCUCCCUCUGCCACAGACAAAGACCGCGACAGGUUCUUCCGUAAGAACCGGUCAUCAGGUCGCUGCUGUACGUGGUCCAUCAGUGUGUCAAACGCCACAAUGGGGUGCAACAUGUGUGUGGUCCAAAAGCCUGAAGAACAAUACAGGGUCAUGUUCCAGGUGAACAGGAAGGAGUUGUCCCGCCUGUCUGGCGAUCCCACACUGGACACGAGGGACCCUGUGCUGUCCAACGUACUACGGGGGCGCAAGUCCCGCAGACGCGCAGGCCUAACGGGGCCCCCAGCUGGCGGCGCUCCGCUGACCAUGGGGAUGGCCGACUGUGUGGACAGCUGCACCCAGACGGACAUCAGCUUCCAACAUACGUUGACUGCGGGCAAGAGCGGGCCGUCUCCACCCGACCCCCCGCCUUCGCCCCCUCUACCAGCACUCCUGGAGCCAUAUUUGCUCAAUGAACUUUACCUAGAGCCUGUGUACUAUGACCCGGCCGACUACUUCGACAUCACUCAGCAUGACGUUGACAGGCAGGACGAGCUGGAAUAUGAGGAGGUGGAGCUGUACAAAUCCCAUCAUCAGGAUAAACUCGGGCUGACAGUGUGUUACAGAACCGACGACGAGGAGGAUCUCGGGAUCUAUGUCGGCGAGGUGAACCCAAAUAGUAUUGCUGCAAUGGACGGCCGCAUCCGCAAGGGGGACAGAAUAUUGCAGAUCAAUGGAGUGGACAUCCAGGACAGAGAGGAGGCGGUAGCUAUUCUGACCAGAGAAGACAGCACUAAUGUCUCCUUCCUCCUCGCACGACCCGAGAUCGAGAAUGACAACCAAGUGGACCCAGACAAACUGGACCUGGAGCCACUGGACAACGCUAUCCAUCUGCUGGCCAGUCACAGAAACGGCAGUUGCGCGGACGCCUCCCCUCUGGGCGGCGGUGCUGCAGGGUGCCACGAUUGCUUACUGAACAGGGAUUCGCCCGAUUUGCUGCAGACCGUGCUGAGCAACAGCCAGGAGCUGGACAGCGGAGUGGGCCGCACGGACGAAAGCACGCGGUACGAGGAGUCCUCGGAACACGACCUCCUGGGAGACGACCACACCAGUGCCUCCAAUACAAACGCCACAAACACACCCGGAAGCAUGCGUAAGUUUUCAUCCGCCCAAAACGACACGCCGCCACUGCUGUACUCCCAAGACCUUCAGUUUAGCACAGACUCCCUUUUGGGCCUGGACUGUGGCAACGGAGGAGGGCUGGAGCAGCUGGAGGGCAGCAACAGGACCUACACGGGUGACCCGGUGAGGAUGAUGAUGCCCGGACUGACUGAAGAAGAGUGCGAGAGGUACAAAGAGCUGCUGGAGAUAAAGUGUUACUACGAGAGAAGCGGCGGCCGCGAGGAAGGCGGCGUCUCGCUGGACGAGAACAAGAACGAGAGCCUGACUCGGCACGAGAUGGCGCUCCUGGAGGAGGAGUUGCGGCACCUUGAGUUCAAGUGUCGAAACAUUCUCAGGGCGCAGAAGAUGCAGCAGCUGAGAGAGCGCUGCCUCAAAGCUUGGCCUCUGGAGGAGAAGGUCAGUCGGUGCUCGGUCGGCGACGAGUCCCGUCACCAGGCUCUGUCCGACAUCAACGAGCUUCCGGAGAGGGAGCGCUCCGAUAAGGACAGCACCAGUGCCUACAACACCGGAGGGGAAAGCUGCAUGAGCACCCCGCUGGUUAACGAGCAGCACCCCUCGCCUUCCGCAGCCAGCCCGGAGGGAGGAGAAGCUCGGCCGGAGAAGAGCUUCUCCUCAAGGCAGAGAGAGAGGGCGACCCGGAACGAAGGAGACACCGGGGUCCCAGUGAACCUCAACCACUCUCACAGGAGAGGAUCCAACCCAGGAGCCCGGAGGGGUUCUGACGGAGGGCUGAGACGCAACAGCAAAACCAACCCUCAGAGUGUGAGGCUGGGGGGCCGCAGUGCCGAGAACAGUCCUUACAUGUCUCGCCGUCACGCCGAAACGAAGCUGCCUCAGCACUACUUGAGCUGCAUGCAGCUGGGGUCUCCGUCGGCCUCCGAAAGGCCGGGGGGAUACGGAGAAGCACCCGGACAGGGCAUCGCGGACCUCAGCCCCAUGAGUCUGGGUAGCACAUGUAAAGACGUGGCCCGAAGCGGCGCCACCGAGCCCUUCUCGCCGCGUAUGGAGUGGAAAGUAAAGAUCCGGAGCGACGGCUCACGCUACGUGGCGAAGAGGCCCGUGCGGGACCGCCUCCUGAAGGCACGGGCCAUGAAGAUCCGAGAAGAACGAAGCGGAAUGACCACGGACGACGAUGCGGUGAGCGAGAUGAAGAUGGGCCGCUACUGGAGCAAAGAGGAGCGUAAGCAGCAGCUGCAAAAGGCCCGGGAGCAGCGGCGGCGACGGGAGCUGAUGAUGCAGAGCCGCCACGACUUCCUGAGGGAGCGGGAGCAGGGUUGCGGGGGCUCCGGGGACGGCGCUGGAGCGGGACAGCAGGGGGCCGCGCAGCAGCAGGAACCCACCUCCAUCCUGGAGUUGUGCCACCGCAGGAGCAUGAAGAAGCGCAGUCGCAGGAUUCUGGACAACUGGAUUACCAUUCAGGAACUGCUGACCCACGGGAGCAGGUCUGCGGACGGGACCAAAGUUUACAACCCCCUGCUGUCGGUCACCACGGUCUGACUUGGACACUGAAAGGAAGGUUUUGAAUGAGGACGUACCCUUUCCACGCUGCGCUGGUGCCAACCAGAGGUGGCAAAAGUUCACACACUCUGUUACUUACACAACUCACAAAAAAAGUUAGGGAUAUUGGACUUUCAGGUGAAAUUUCAGGGCGAGCCUAAAAUCCACCAGAACCUUUACAGGUGAACUUUUUACUUUCACCAAACAUUUGAAUGCACAUGUCCAACUGUUCAGUGGUUCAGUACUUUUUGCAUAACUUGCUCUUCUCCAACAAGGCGCUGACUGGCAAAAUUCCCUGAAGGUGUUUGCUCCACGAACUGUUCCAAGGCUGUCCAACUUGUGUGCUUUUCUGUGACUCUUCCAGUCUCGCUGUAAUCUUGGUUGCAACCUCUUCACUUCCUGGUCCAUUUUGAAGGCGUCGUCUUGGUCUCAUAAUGUCGAAAUGUGAACAGAAUAAUGAAGGGGACUGUUUAAAUACCAAUUUUAAUUCAACCAGGAAAUGUCAUGGUUUAAACACGUGAAUUUUGCCGGCCAGCUCAAGUGCAAUAACUACUGAAACGAACAGACAAGUGCAUUGAAAAGUUUUGAGUGUCAGAGUGCAUUUUGCUUAGCUUUAACUUUCACUAGUAAACCCAAUAUCCAAUUUUUCUAAGUAGUGUAAGUAGUACAGAUAAGUGCAUGAAACAAUAUAGUAAAAAUACUGAUUUGACUCCUAUACUUGAGUAAAAAAGUACAAACUGAAAUACAAAAGUACAAAAAGUUAACAGAUUGAGAAACUCUCAAUUAUACACAAUAUCUGCUUUGGUAACUUGGCAAAAUGGGGAAAAAAGAACUGCACAUAAAAUAGUUUCCCUCUUUAUUACCUUUCAUAGUGCUCAUACUGAGAGAGAGAGAGAGAGAGAGAGAGAGA